Penicillium taxi is the source of this 960-nucleotide messenger RNA. RefSeq names its product glycosyltransferase family 32 protein. NCBI's taxonomy places the organism in Eukaryota, Fungi, Ascomycota, Eurotiomycetes, Eurotiales, Aspergillaceae. The transcript is spliced from 3 exons. Bases 1 to 960 code for a protein of 319 amino acids. Gene Ontology annotation, biological process: mannosyl-inositol phosphorylceramide biosynthetic process. Gene Ontology annotation, molecular function: mannosyltransferase activity. The record is from RefSeq and is a predicted model, not a curated record.
AUGAUCAUUCAUACUUUGAGACCUCUCAUCUCUCUACUACUUCGAAAUGACGAACUCUUCGGUCCACGAGUUGCUAUGAAUGGUGCUCGUUACUCGCCUUUGGCGAAGAAUCAAACGGCCGGCGUGAAUCAGAUACCGCGAAUUCUACAUCAGACUGCUGCGACGGACGUUAUUCCCGAAAAAUGGCAAAAAUCGCAACAAAGCUGUAUAAAUACUUAUUCCGAUUUUGAGUACAAGCUAUGGACUGAUGAGUCGACUCGUACCUUCCUCCUCGAAGAAUACUCUUGGUUCGUCGAUAUCUGGGACAGCUACCCAUACCCCAUUCAGCGUGCGGACUCUCUGCGCUAUUUCGUCCUGUAUCACUUUGGCGGCAUGUACCUCGACAUGGAUACCUGGUGCAACUCGACCUUUCCUAUUGAAUAUAUAGAACCCGACACAUCCGUUCACCAUGCCCUCUUCAAAUCAACAAAACCGACUGGUGUAACAAACGAUUUCAUGAUAACCUCGGCGCGCAAUCCGCUUUAUAAGUCGGUAAUCACCCAACUGCCGUCCUAUAAUGAAUUUUCCAAGUUAUGGGCGAAAUGGCAACCAUACACCGCCAUCAUGGCAGCUUCCGGGCCCAUGUUCCUGACCUUGGCAGUCAAGAACUAUCUGAGCGAGUACUCAACACACGCACAGUCAUUGCCCUCUUGGGGCGUCAUUAAUGCAACCGAGCUGUCACCGUACAUCACCGACCUCGAGAGCAGCAGUUGGCAUCAUGCAGAUGCGAAAACCUUCAUGUGGGUUGGAGACCGACCCUGGACUUGGUUCCUUGGAGGAGCAAUUGCUCUCAUGUUCAUCUUGUAUAUCUUCAACAUAUUGUUGGUGAAGCUCGUUUCAUGCUUUCGUGGGGCAAGUUCCGAGGGCGCCCAGGUGGGCUGGUUUACGGAGUACGGUGGACUUGUAUAUGUGGGAAAUUAA